AUGGCCAGUGUUGCCAAUGGUCAUGCUGUUGCCAUCCCUGCCGGCCAGCUGGAUGCUCGCACCUAUCCAACUCCCACAGACCGAGACAGUCACCUCGUGGAAGGCCCUGUUGACGAUUACUCUGGGCGGAGGCACCAAGACGGAGACCUGCACCAAACAGAAACCUCCACCUCUAUCUCUACCACCACUGUCACUCCGACAGUUACGCCCCCAAGCUGUCCGACACAGUGUCCGGCGCCUCCAUCGUGCAACAACCUUGGGUUUGACUGGGCGUACUACAACAACUCGGCACGCAAUACCGACACAACCUACUCUACCUUCCAUCCAGACUCUUACAAGAAGACGACUCCCAUCUAUGUCGGCACCACUUCGUAUGUUGGCGGUCUCUAUGGCCAGGGCUCUCAGACAACCGGUCCUAUCUACGACUCCAGCCGAAACUUCAACCUCGACUUCUUUGCCCUGAACCAUCACGCCUACAUCUACGCGUGCGAGGCCGGCACAUAUAGCAUCUCCAUCCCGUAUUCCAACGACGCCGUGUAUCUGUGGACCGGUGCAAAGGCCUACUCUGGCUGGACGGAUAACAACGCAGAUGCUGCAGCAUUAUACAACCAACCCGAUCACAUUGCUGGCCGCGCCAACUUUAACCUCGACAUUCCGGCCAAUUCGUAUGUUCCGAUCCGCUUCUUCUAUGGCCAGGCGCAGUACGGCGGAGGCUUCAACUUCAACAUCACGACGCCGAGCGGUCAAGUCAUUGUCAGCAACCAGGAGACAUUCAGCCCGUACGUGGUGCGCUAUUCGUGUGACGGAACCACGGCGCCUGCAUUUGCGGCGUUUGGAAAAGAGACGUGA
Molecule: messenger RNA, 849 nt
Organism: Trichoderma virens Gv29-8
Lineage: Eukaryota; Fungi; Ascomycota; Sordariomycetes; Hypocreales; Hypocreaceae
Exons: 3
Coding region: 1-849 (282 amino acids)
Source: RefSeq, a predicted model, not a curated record